GCGUGGGCGGACGGGGGAGGGUAUCUAAGAGACGGGGACUGACGUCGCCCGCAGUGCGGGGAGCCGGCCGGGUAGCAACAGGAGGAGGCUGGCGCCGUUCGAGGGCCCGACCAUCAGCUGAUGCCGGGGAGCCAGUCAAGGGAGCCCGCGGGCGAAAGGGCGGGGCCGCGCCCACGUCACUGCCGCGGCCGACGUCAGCGCCGCUUGCCGCUUGCCGCAGCCGCAGGACCGCUGUGGUGCAGUCGGGUGCAGGUCUCUGCAGGAGCCAGCCUAGACCUCCGCGCUUCUCGAACAUGGCCGACUCGGAGAACCAGGGCCCUGCGGAGCCAAGCCAGGCGGCGGCGGCAGCAGCGGAGGCGGCCGCGGCGGCAGAGGAGGUAAUGGCGGAAGGCGGUGCGCAGGGGGGCGAUUCUGACAGCGCGGCCGGCGACUCCGACGGCGCGGCCGGUCAGACGGCGGAGGAGCCCCAGACCCCUGCAGAGAAUGCACCAAAGCCUAGGAAUGACUUUAUCGAGAGCCUGCCUAACUCGGUGAAAUGCCGAGUCCUGGCCCUCAAAAAGCUGCAGAAGCGAUGCGAUAAGAUAGAAGCCAAAUUUGAUAAGGAAUUUCAGGCUCUGGAGAAAAAGUAUAACGACAUCUAUAAGCCCUUACUUGCCAAGAUCCAGGAGCUCACCGGUGAGAUGGAGGGGUGUGCAUGGACCUUAGAGGGCGAGGAGGAUGAAGACGAUGAUGAAGAGUAUGAGGAUGAGGAGGAGGGUGAGGAGGAGGAGGAAGAGGAGGAAGAGCCUGCGGCAGAGGCUGCGGCGGAGGCGGCAGCUGCCGCCAAAGAUGAGGGUCCCCACUCCGCAGCGCCUGAUGACGCCAAGUAAGCGGGGGCAGAGAUUGCAGAGGAGAAUGACGACGCAGAUAACGCCCCCCUCUUUCUUUUUCUUUUUUAAUACUGGUGGACUUGAAAAGGCUCAGGUUUUGGACCAAAAUAACAACGUGAAUCAAUUCUGACAUUCCUAAAAUAAUAAUAAAAUCGAAGCAAUCUGAUUUUGGCGAGCCCGUUUCAAAUUUGAUUUGCAAUUUGAACACAGUAAAUGUAUCAAAAAGGUGUUGAAAACGAGUUAAAUUUAAAAUGAUUUUUUCAUGAUCUCUUCUGCGAGGACUGGAGAUGAGACUUACUAAGGGUGUCAAGUAGAUGUGAAGUAAAGAACGUCACUUUGAAACCCUUUCAUCACAUUAUCAUUACACUACGCACGGAACACCUAAGCCAGGACCGAACAUUUUCUCAAUGCUUGAUUCUUCAAUUUCUUUAAUCAUGCAGUUUUCAGCGCAGAAGAAGGUGAACCCAUGACAAAUCUCAAAUCUCAUCUUUAAGACUUUGCUUUUGUAACCCAGACAUCAGCUUUACACUUCAGAGAAGAGUGAUGGAAUGGAGGGAGCCGGUGCUGGAGAUCAUGACAGUACUGUUAAUGAGGUCCAGAAAACUGCCACUUCAAAUUAUAAAGACUGUUCUGACUAUUUGAAUUUAGAGAAACAGCAUGGUUCUGAGAAGGAGGGUGUAUAACCUGUACAAUAUUGUCACCAUAUGUGUUCAUUAUUUACAGUCUCGUGUUUCUGUGUUUUCUUGGUAGUGUCUACAAAGGUAUAAAAAAACCCCAAAUGUUUAAGUUUAAAUCCCUUUACCUAGUAUUUUAGAAAUAUUAAUUUACAUGAAAAGAUGUAGAAUCUAGUAAAUUCUGUAAAGCAUGUGUAUCCAAUGUUAUGUACUUUGAUCCUUGUGACGUCUUUCUGUCUUGUAGCUUUUAGAAUGUAGCUGUGAAAAUCAUCAGAACUCUUCACUGAAGCUAAUGUUUGGAAAAAAUAUAUACUUGAAGAACCAAUCCAACUGUGUGUCCCCACCCCCAGUUCAGAAGUAGAAAGGAUUUAAGUUUGCUUGUGUUAGCUGUGCCUUCAUUAUUUUGCUAUGUAAAUGUGACAUAUUAAAUAUAAAAUGGUGCAUAAUCAGAUUUUACUGCUUGAGAACAGAAUGGCCUACAGAAAAAGAAUUUUUAGGAGGACACAUUUAACGUAAAGACUCUUUGCUUCUUUGUGGGUUUUGAAUUGUGUGACUCAGUGAUCUAUAAAGAAAUAUAAGCAUAAAGUUGUUUACCACUGUGGUGUUAAUAAAAUAGUAUUUUCAAAAAACAAAA
This is a messenger RNA of Camelus dromedarius (Arabian camel), 2177 nucleotides long. It is a transcript of the gene NAP1L5, whose product is annotated as nucleosome assembly protein 1 like 5. Bases 294 to 869 code for a protein of 191 amino acids. Gene Ontology annotation, molecular function: chromatin binding; histone binding. The record is from RefSeq and is a predicted model, not a curated record. The transcript has a single exon. Gene Ontology annotation, biological process: nucleosome assembly. NCBI's taxonomy places the organism in Eukaryota, Metazoa, Chordata, Mammalia, Artiodactyla, Camelidae. Gene Ontology annotation, cellular component: chromatin; nucleus.